Saprolegnia parasitica CBS 223.65 is the source of this 692-nucleotide messenger RNA. RefSeq lists its product as hypothetical. The transcript is spliced from 7 exons. The record is from RefSeq and is a predicted model, not a curated record. NCBI's taxonomy places the organism in Eukaryota, Oomycota, Saprolegniomycetes, Saprolegniales, Saprolegniaceae. Bases 9 to 671 code for a protein of 220 amino acids. Gene Ontology annotation, biological process: DNA-templated transcription; transcription initiation at RNA polymerase III promoter. Gene Ontology annotation, cellular component: RNA polymerase III complex.
GCCGCGCGAUGUUUGUCUUGUGCCGGAUCGCCGACGUCAUCCAGAUCGCGCCCGAGCUCUUCGGGACCGACUACUCGAGCGUGCUCACGGAAGAGAUCGACCGCAAGUACGCCAACAAGGUCAUCGCGGACGUUGGCCUCUGCAUCACGCUCUACGACUUCAUCGAGAUCGGCGACGCCUACAUCCACCCGUCCGAUGGCACGUCGCACACCGAAGUCGUCUUCCGCAUGGUCGUCUUCCAGCCGUUCAUCGGCGAAGUCUUGAAGGGCAAGAUCAUUAGCUGCACCGAGGAGCACAUUCGCGUCUCGAUGGACUUUGUCCAAGACAUUAUCAUUCCGUCGUACGCGAUGCAGACGCCGUCCUUCUUCGACAAGAACGAGCGGCUCUGGGAAUGGAAGUUUCCCGGCAAAGAAGACGAGCAAGACCCGUACUACAUGUACCUCCACGAAGAGGUCCGCUUCCGCGUCACCAACAUCAACUUUACGCGUGUGACCAAGACCGCCAAGGGCAUCCAAGCGACGGUCACCGAGGCCGCCGACAGUGCGUCGUCGCGCCGCCGGUCGUCGAGCGUCGACUUGUCGGAGCACGACCCGAAGCCGUCGGCCAUGCAGAUCAUCGGUACGAUCGACGAAGACGGUCUUGGUCUCUCGUCGUGGUGGAUCGAAGCAUAGAGAUAGAGUAAUCGAGUACUA